Amyelois transitella is the source of this 5390-nucleotide messenger RNA. RefSeq names its product RNA-binding protein RO60. The record is from RefSeq and is a predicted model, not a curated record. Gene Ontology annotation, cellular component: ribonucleoprotein complex. The coding region runs from base 205 to 2130 and encodes 641 amino acids. The transcript is spliced from 12 exons. Gene Ontology annotation, molecular function: RNA binding. Lineage: Eukaryota; Metazoa; Arthropoda; Insecta; Lepidoptera; Pyralidae.
GUUGGCAACAUAUGCGUGUGUAGAAUAUGAAAAAAAAUAGAUUACCUACAUAGUACAAUACAUUAGUAAGUAGAAGGCGAUUGUCGAAAGUUUUCAGCAAAUUCUGUAUACUACGUCUGGAAGUACCUACCAUACCGUUUUGUUGACAGCCUUACUCGCAAGAUUUUGCAAUUAAAUUUGGCGAACCUAGCAAACUAAUUAAAAAUGAGUAAGAAACCACUCGAUCCAGCCCUACGAAAUCGGUUUACUCGGUUUCUGCAUACUGGAACUGAGAAUCCCAUUUAUUACCCUGGAUGUUGGACGGCUCACAACUACUUCGAUAAAACCAAGUUGCCAGUCGUCGAAGAUAUCUAUGCAGAUCCAGAAUAUGAUAUGUCUGAACUUACAGAGAUCGUUGUAAAGGCAUUCACAGACGACUGGUAUACUCGCUAUGACACCCUAGCUUUCAGUCUGGUCAAAAUUAUUAAUGUUGGUCAGCAGAAGCAUAAAGAAGCGGCAUAUAAAGCUGCAGCUGUUAUAUGCGUUACUCCAGAGCAGAUGAUGCUUUUCAACAAAUACACUAGGGUCUUAAAAACAGGUAAUGGUAGGGGAUGGUGCAAGAAUGUCCAAGAAUGGUAUCUUAAAAAGGAGCCAAUAGAACUUGCCGGAGAAAUAACGCGAGUGCGUGGUCGUCACGGCCGCUCUCAUAAAACACUACUACGAAAAUCACAUGUGAAAAUUCCUGCUGAAGAUCAUGCUCGGGAUGCUGUCGUAAAAUAUGCUAUUUUCGGAUUUAAAAAAGCUAAGCAGUUGGUUGGUGACUCACCUGGCACCAAGGAGAUUUUCGAAAUAAUCCAAAGGGUUGAGAAAAUGCGUGUUUGUGAAGAUGCAGUUGCGGCCGCCGCCAUGGCUGCGCAAUACAAGUUCACUUUAGACCAUGUGCCUGGACAUCUGCUUACUUCUCAGGAUGUUUGGAAUGCAGUGCUGCCUCAGAUGACUCUUGAAGAGCUACUGCACAAUAUCCAGCGCAUUCACAAUAUGGGCUUCUUGACUAACGAGUCAACAACCAAUGCUAUCCUCAUUUCUCUGUUGAACCACCCAGAUGUUAUUAAAAAGUCGAAAGUAACCGCAUUGGCUGUCUAUAUUGCUUUGUGUAACUACAAGCAGAAAAGCAGGCCCCUGAAGUACGAAAAAGCAAAGGUUUCAGCGGAAAAGGAAUCUCGACGCCGUACUCGCCAGAUGUAUGAUAGCAAAACUGGCACAUGGGAGUGGACUGUCACCAAGCGACACCCCAAGGAGGUGAAGCAUUGGGGUAUCGACAAGCUACCAAACCCAGCUGUGAUUGCAGCUCUUAACAAACUGAUUGACAUGACCUGGUUACUGACUCCACCAACUAAGGCUCGUUAUAUGAUCACCAUGGAUAUGAGACACCAUAUGUUCAAGGGUCGUCAUUUCUGCAAGAGUUUCACUGUACCCAAAAAGGUCAAGAAGACAACUGCGCAGUCUACCCCAGGCGGCAGUGGCGGCGGCGGCGGCGGCGGCGAUGCUGACACGGAGAAGAAGAACAAGAAGAAACUGCAUGCUGAAUGCUUUUACAACAGGCACGUCACUCCGGGCCAUGCAGCCAUAAUCAUCGCCCUGCAAUUACUGAAACGUGAGACAGACGUAAAGCUGGCGAUUUUCACUGAAGGAGGUGUUGAGUUGGUCUCAAUCGAACGUAACUUUAGCACCAUCGAUGAGGCCGAGUUUGUGCUCAGACAAAAAGUCAACCUGGGCCGCGUUCAACUCGACGCUCCAAUAGAGUGGGCCUCUAAGAACAACGUGCCUAUUGACGUUUUCAUCAACAUGGUGGACCGCCCCACUCGCUUCACGGAAUUAGACAGGACCGAACGCGGGGGUCGCGGCCCGGGAGGAAGAUACGGACCUCCGCCUUCCCCGGAGAGCAAACUAGUGGACCACUGUCCCGUACGAGCGCUGGAGAGAUACAGGCAGAAUUCUGGCGUCGAGGAAGCAAAAUUGAUCGUCAUGUCGCUAGCAUCUCACCGCGUAGCCACAACGGACGGCACCCACGAAGGGGUGCUCGAUAUAGUCGGCAUCGACGAAUACGUGCCGAAGCUCAUGGACGCCUUCGUAUUGGGCCAGUUCAAGUAAACGACCGACGUGCUUAUCUAUCACACUUAUAUGGUAUCUGGAAUAAUAUAAGACCAUAAAAGUAGUACGUACUAAUGUGACGUCGCAACUGAUGGAUGUGGCGCAUAUUGCACCUCAAUUCUGUGAUUUAUUUGACGGUUUCACAACUGCGCUGAAAACUACGUGGGAUGCAAAACGACUAUACAGUACUAUAGUUUCAAGUACAAUAAAGAAUUUCUAUUGUCUUAUAUUAUUCUGAUUCUAUGCACACAACUGUCAAUUUCAGAACGCAGUGUAUAGAACAUCCGGUAGCAAAAGGGUCUAUUUGCACAACCUGUAUUCCCUGGGGGAAAGUUGUUCAUAGUAAUUGGUAGAUUGACUCUAUUAGUAUAUGGGUUUUUUAAGUUAUUUGCUUCUUGAUCUAGAUUUUAAAAGAUUAUCUAGAUAUUUUGUUGAAUCUCAUAAUCCUGAUAAACUUGUACAUAUUUUGAAUCACAUGUUUCAAGCCCUUUGUUUUAUGUAAACUCUUUGCAAACUUGGUCCACCAAAUUAUAUAGUUUUAGAUAUAAAUUUUCAAAUUGUGGUCUUGUUUUAAUUUGAUAAGCAUUUUAAUCAAACAAACCAUUUUACCUUACUCUGACCAAUAAUCACGCUAAUUAUUAAUUGCUAAACAUUUAUUGUCCGCGUUAUAAUCAUCAUAACAACUGUGUAAAUCAUAACAUUAAGAUGAUUAUAACGCGGACAAUAAAUUUUUAGCAAUAAUAAUUUAUUUAUUUUUGUUAAUAGCAAUAAAGCAAUAUUGUUAUUAACAAAAAUAAAUAAAUGGGUGUUCUUUACACUGCGUUGCAACUAUCGCAAUUUUUUAUCAUACGACUUUCUAAUACCUCAGUAUUUCUUUUUUUUUAAUAUGACUAUAAUUGUGUUCUGGAAUCAGUGAAAUAAGUCGAACUAUAUGUGACUAGAAUAAGAACACAUAAAUUUUACUUAUUUAGGCAUAGAAUUCAAAUAUUAUGUCUCGACUAGCGAUCUCUGUUUAAAACAAGGAAGUUGUGAACUUAGACAAUUAUGACUAACUGCCGCGACGCAAAAAGCUAUCGCUCUCCUGUUUCACUUUGACGUAAAAUGAUAAAAAGCGAAACAGUGAUGUAUUUCGCGCCAUAAAAACGGCGUACCGCGGGGGCCAGUCUCCUAGAUAAAGAUUAUAUUUUAGAUUUUUUGAAAAUAUGACCAGUGUCACUUCAUGUCGAUAUUUAUUGUUAUUUAAACUCUUUUUGCAUUCUAUAUAUUUUUUCGGAAUACUUCUACAAAAUAAUUAAAUAGUUUUUGAAUGCUAAAAAUGUUUCAUUAAAAUCUUGAAUUUUCAAUUGUAUGAAUAGUAAUAUUUGGCAAAAAGGUGUUACAGUUCACUUUUUAUCUUUUGAAAUCGAUUUGACGUGACACAACGCUUUAAUUGCGCAUAUAUAAUUAAAGAUAUUUUUAUGAAUAACCGCGCUUAUGCCAACAUUUAUACUUCCAAUAUUUUUUUACCAUAGAUUCAAACAAUAGAUUAAGUAAAAUUUAAUUAUCGUUUUUCGCAUUGUGCUUUAAGUAAGCGGUAUUUAAGUCAUUUUUUAUUAUUUGUUUGCGUUAGCUUUACUCUUUAUUGUGUAAGUAUUAAGUGUGUAUCGUAAUUUUAAGCAAAGUGUUUGUAGCUUGAACCAUUCAUAACAGGGUCUUUUUGGUCUUUCAAAAAUUGGCACCUGGCGCUCACUAUUCUCUCCUAUGUGUUCAAUAUUACAAUAAAUUUAAAAGGGGGUAUAAUUUUGACAAAAGGGGGUGAUAUUUCUUUUGUAACAUUCUUCCUGAAGAAGGAAAAUACUAUUGCGAAUUCAUAUAGGAGCUGAUCAAUACUAAAAUUCCCUAUCAUAUUAAAAGAACAUAAUGGUUAUGCCAUUAGCACUGUUGCAUUUUAUUAUUUUUACCAUGACAUAUAUAUUUAGGAAAAAAGAUAAUUAAAAGGUUUUUACUUUGUAACUGAUUGGCAGCUUUGACCUUUGUUAUUAAAUAGGUGUUUGCUUCUUCAGGAAUAACUUUAAAAGAACUUAUUUUACAGCCCGAACGUCAUCGCGCCUUCCUAGUUUGAUCGCCAGUACUCUCAUAGUUGUUGAUUCUCAAAUUUUAUUUAUUACUCUGACUUUAGUUGUAAUGCGUUAAAUAAGGAGGAAGGGUUAUAAUAUACAGUGGUUGUGUAAUUAACUAUUCCAUUUGCCAAAGCUUAAAUGCAUUUGUAUUUUAACAGAGUACUGGCCAUCCAACAAAUCUUAUAAAACAAAAGUAAUAAAUCGUAGCAUAUCUUCGAUGUUUAAAGUAUUUUAGAAAAAAAAAAAUGAAUUCAGGUACAUGCUCAUGGUUAAAUAACAACAUGGUUUACAACCUUAAAAGUGGGAAAAAUCAUUAUGCAAGUAAAUAAUGGGCAUGAAUCGGCUUUCAUAAUUUGUGUAGAAAUAGGUGAAACCGUUACAACAUAUUGGUUACUUUUGUACUAAUAUGAACGGACUUUCAGAAUCUGUGAUCACUUGGUACUCUCUCGGGUUUAAGUAUUUUUUAUAACUGAAAAUUUUGAUAGUUUUCAAGAGUUAGAUUGAAUGAACCUCAAAAUUUGCGUUUCAUAUGUAUGAUGUUGAUUUGUUGAAUCAAAUUUGAAGACUAGUUCAUAUAGUAAUUGUCUUUUAUUAACAAGAAUUUCUUAUUUUAAACAUUUUUUAUUUUAACUCGUGUCACGAAUUACGUUUACAGUGUUCACUGUUCCUUGAUUGUAUGUACCAUUAUGGGUUUUUAUAUUUUUGUUGUUGAAAUGUUGUUAUUUUAUUACUCUUAGCUAAAAUAGCAUUCUGUGAUUAAGUGAUGCCUUGGCAACUUCAACCUAGUGAUAUUACUGCUAAAGGGGCUGAGUUUGCUUAUGUAACGUUAUGAUUACAGACAAAGAAAAAAACCUAAUGCAACAACAUGUAACUAUGAGUACAUAUUUUUAUUUUAUUAUGAACUAUUUUGAUGUAUCCCAAUUUGGCCUUUCAGUAUAUUAUACAUUCAAAAACGUAAAAUUGAUCCGUCCCAUUGAAGUUCAUCUGUUGUAUUUCAAACAAUAUGCUUUUAGCAUUAAGUUUAUGAUAGGCAUAAUAAUAUUUUUAUUAACCUGUUCACAGCAGCAUAUCAACAGCACCACAUGAAUAACAAAAUGUAAUAACAUUAAGAAAAUGUACUUGCAUGUUUGUUUUCACGUUAAAUAAACUUUUGAGUAUUUA